Molecule: messenger RNA, 1216 nt
Organism: Coregonus clupeaformis (lake whitefish)
Lineage: Eukaryota; Metazoa; Chordata; Actinopteri; Salmoniformes; Salmonidae
Exons: 15
Coding region: 75-1196 (373 amino acids)
Source: RefSeq, a predicted model, not a curated record
GGUCUGGACCUCUGUGGGUUUCAAGCGCUUCUGUAACACUGCAGCCAACAUAUUACCUUACCCAUGCUGGGAGGAUGCUGGUGAGAGAGCUGGCAGUGUUAAACACACAGACUUCCAAAUUGGUUACUGAGGAGCCUACCUUUCACCUCACUGAAGCGGGGAGGCUAGUGCUUGACGAACUGUCAGCACCUUUAGAUAGCCAUUCACAGCCAAAUAGUGAAGACUCUCGUUUUCCCUAUGAGAAGUUGCAGCUGGUUGGGAACUGGGGUUCGUUUCAUUUCCAUUACUGGAAGAUCCAUUAUGGACGAGUGCAGCAAAAUGAAGAGGACUUGCAUCACCUGUGCAUUGUGAGGGGAGUGGAGAAACAGCUGUGGUGGAGCAGAGUCAUUCAGGAAAAAAUCCUGGACCCAUGGGGUCUUGUCCAGGUGGUCCUCACCAACAAGGAGCUGACUGGUAUUAAGUUCCUUGGUAGAAGGAUCUAUGGACUCAGGUCCUGCCUUGUCAAGAGGAGGUCUGAGUUCACCUAUUAUGAGGAUUCCCAGUGGAGGGUUCCCCCAGGAUUCUCCCCCUCCCCCUCCCCUUUCCCUUCCGAUUCCCCUCCCAGUCCCCCUCCACCUUUCCACUCCACCCAGGACCAGGACCAGACCCCUGACAGCACUCCUCACGAGUUUGUGGAGGAGCAAAAUAAUGUUGCAGAUGUGCCCCAGCUGUGGAGUUACUUUGGAAACCAAGGGACAACCAACUUCUCUCUGAGGCUGGCCGGUAUCCGACAUGCUAUGGAGGCUCUGACAUCCUCAGACAGUACCUCCCUUAAUUACCUCACCCACGCUGGGAGGAUGGUGUUGAGCGGAUUGUCCAAGCUCAACCAGCAGAUCGACCGCAUCAACUUCGUGGAUGUAUUUUAUGAAUUCGUUCUACUAAGCCUUCUAGAAGGAAAAACAUCUCUUCCUACAUCUAGGCCUGGUAGCUUCUUUUAUCUGCUCAUGGAAGUGAUAAUGAGGAUUCACCCUCCUGGAGGAGCCUGGACAGAGGCUGCUUGGAACUUCUACCUCCUCAUUAAGGGCCAGAUGAAGGCGUGGCUGGACUCCAUCUUCAACCUCGAUGAGUCCAUCUAUGAAAGCCCACAGAGGCUCUCGGGGCAGGUGAUGGGGAAUCUAGAAAUGCAGGUUGAGUUCCUCCUGUCCAGCCUGGAUUAAGGGUCCCAAACUGAGCUGAG